AUAUUACAUCUUAUAUCUCUGUGCUAAUUUCAUUCGAAGUGGAACGUGAAAGUAUCGGGGCACGUGAUGGGGGACAAAAGAUGUUGAAGUCUAUCUCUUUUCUUCUCAUGUAUAUGAUGAAUACGCACAUAUAUCUCUUUCUAUUAAGUAUGAGCGUAAUUGCCAGGAUCUACAGUUUUCUCUGUCUACCACCCGUAAUUUUUGUCUAUGGUCAUAAGGAAAGAAAAAAUAACAUCAACCAUUUCAUUUCCUUGGCUUGGCUCCAAGCUUGGCUUCUUUCUUGAUUUGAUGACUUGACGUUGACAAUUUCGGUUUAGUUAGUGGUGUUUUGAAAACAUAACGUGGUGAAGUGAAACUCCGUGAAAUAAUUAUUAAUUUAGUAUACUAAUAUGCCUAAAGCAACAAAAUUACACCCGAAAGGUAAAUCAAGUUCCAUCCAGAAACCAUGCAAAUCGGAAAAAGAUAAAGGGGACAAUGUAGAUCCUGAAGAUUCGAUGAGACAAUUUCAGUUGGAACUCUGUUGGUGUAUUCAGCAAUUAGAGCGAACAUUAGCAGAAAAGAAGGGAGGUGAAAAGCAUUUACAAGAGGCUUGGAAAGUGCUCGCCGUUCUCAAGAACAAUAAUCAACCAGUUAUCAGAAAGAGGCAAUUGAUGAGAAUCCAUUUUGGCGAUUACCGAGCUAAGAUGGCUGCGGAAGAAAAGAAACUUGCAAAGAUGGCAAGCAAAAUGAAGAUAUCUGAUGCCCCAGACAAACCAAAAGCAACAUUUUUAAGAAAGUCUGCAUUUUUAACCACCGGUGAUACCUCAUUCCGUUUUAAUUUUGAUUUGGCACCAGAGCAGGUCGACAACAGUGGCCCAAUACUCAAUACACAUGAUAAUAGCAACACUGAUCCACCUAAUAAAUGCAACACAGAAUCACCUGAAAAUAGCAACACUGAAAAUCCCAGUGCGAAGGCCGAGGAUAAAAAAUUCAAAUUCUCAUUCUCCAAUUCAGAUUUUAAAUUUAAUUUUAACGUAAAUAAUUCGUAGUUUGUAAGCUUUUCAGAUGUGAAUAAACAAUAUUGUUACAUAGUA
Plodia interpunctella (Indianmeal moth) is the source of this 1073-nucleotide messenger RNA. RefSeq lists its product as uncharacterized. The transcript is spliced from 3 exons. The record is from RefSeq and is a predicted model, not a curated record. The coding region runs from base 390 to 1028 and encodes 212 amino acids. Lineage: Eukaryota; Metazoa; Arthropoda; Insecta; Lepidoptera; Pyralidae.